AUGGGCAUGAACCAGUUGAUCCCAGAUCGUCCUGCAAACCCACAGGAUGCCUACCGUGGUCCGGUCGCCUUGCUGAAGGAGGCCUACGAGGAGACUGAGAGCUUGGGUUCCACAACCAUCCUCUUGGCCGUCCUGGACAACAGCACCAGGGUCCAUGGAAAGUUGCAUCCGAUGGUGGCCGUGCUGACCAUAGGUGACUGCGAGAUGCUGAUGAUGCGCCGGCUGGACGGCCGACAGUCACCCUUGCAGGCGGUUUUCCACACGGAGAUGCAGAGGAUCGAUGGCCACUCUCAGACGCCACUGCAGCUGGCUAGGGUGGAUGACCGCGUGGACCCCGAAUUCGAUGAGGAGCUGGCGCUGGAGGUCAUUGAACGAGGAAGUGCCGUGCACUGUGUCUCCGCGUAUGAGGGAGACAUCCUGGUUUUGGGAAGCGAUGGAGUCUUUGACAACCUCUAUCUUGAAGAGAUCGUAGAGAUUGUCAACGAGACGUUGCCCAUCCCAAAGCCUGGACCUUUCGUGGCCACGCAGCCCGUGCUCUUGAGCCACUUGGCGAGGCGCCUGGUAGACGAAGCCCAUGCCAAGUCGGAGGUGGGCCUCUAUGGCUUGCCGGACACGCCAAUCGGCUUGGGGGGCAAGAUGGACGACACCUCCGUGGUGGUGGGAGAGGUGGUGGAAUGGACCAAGGCUCAUAGUGAGGUUUGGGCUCAGGUUCGCAAGCAGAACCAAUGGCGCGGCUUAGCAACCUGUGGUGCGAUGAACACCUGCCGAACCUGCCGCAUGGGCGAGGACAGCGGCAGUGAACACGAACUGGACAUCAGCAAUGAGAGAGGUGACCGCUUCCGUUCCUCUUCGAUGUCCGUGGACGAGUCGGACGAUGAGGGGAGUAGUGCUUGCACCUUGCAAUGA
Durusdinium trenchii is the source of this 906-nucleotide messenger RNA. The record is from the annotation of a GenBank genome assembly. Lineage: Eukaryota; Dinophyceae; Suessiales; Symbiodiniaceae.